CGCCAUGCCAUGGAUAUUCUGUGGCAGUACCAGUUCAGGAUAAUUCUACUUGGGGACUCAACCGUCGGGAAAUCGUCUUUGCUUAAACGGUUCACGGACGGAAUAUACAGCGAUGUGGCUGAUCCAACGGUCGGUGUAGAUUUUUACGCUCGCUCCUUAGAGAUCGAGUCGGGUGUGAAAAUAAAGCUGCAGUUGUGGGAUACUGCUGGUCAAGAACGGUUUAGGUCUAUCACGACCUCCUACUAUCGUAACUCGGUGGGCGGUCUCUUAGUCUUUGACCUGACCAAUCGCAAGACCUUCGACCACAUACGGGAAUGGCACCGGGAGGUCAGCGAGCACAUACUGCCACAUCACAUGGUCUACAUCCUGAUUGGUCACAAGAGCGACCUCGGCCGUGACCGGAAGGUGACCCGGGACGAGGCGGAGCAGCUGGCGGCCGAGCUGGGCAUCCGUUACGUGGAGACGUCGGCCAAGUGCAACAGCAACGUGGACCGGGCGUUUGAAUUGCUCACGCGUGACAUUUACGAGCUGAUGAAGAUGGGGGAGAUCUCCACCAGGGACGGCUGGGACGGAGUCAAAAGCGGCCUCACUGCCAAGGUGCUCUACCCCGCCGAGGAAGAGACGGGCGAAAGAGAGAAGAGCUGCAACUGUUGA
Molecule: messenger RNA, 654 nt
Organism: Chanos chanos (milkfish)
Lineage: Eukaryota; Metazoa; Chordata; Actinopteri; Gonorynchiformes; Chanidae
Gene: rab42a
Product: RAB42, member RAS oncogene family a
Exons: 2
Coding region: 10-654 (214 amino acids)
Biological process (GO): Rab protein signal transduction
Molecular function (GO): GTPase activity; GTP binding
Source: RefSeq, a predicted model, not a curated record